Molecule: messenger RNA, 1038 nt
Organism: Camelina sativa (false flax)
Lineage: Eukaryota; Viridiplantae; Streptophyta; Magnoliopsida; Brassicales; Brassicaceae
Product: two-component response regulator ARR5
Biological process (GO): phosphorelay signal transduction system; cytokinin-activated signaling pathway
Source: RefSeq, a predicted model, not a curated record
CUCUUAGAAUCCUUUACAUAUCAUAUCCUCUCUUUUUUUCCCUCUCUUUCUUCCUUAUAUAUCCCAUUUUUAUCUCCUUCUCUCAAAUCCUUCAUCGUCUCUCUAUGCAAUAUCAAAAACGCUCUACACCCUUUUCCUCAAAUCCUCAAAGUUUAUUCUCUCUCGUUGAUAUGGCUGAGGUUUUACUUCCAGAGAUGUUGGAUAUCUCCAACGACACUUCUUCAUUAACAUCUUCACAGGAGCUUCUUCAUGUUCUUGCCGUUGAUGAUAGCAUGGUUGAUCGUAAAUUCAUCGAGCGGUUGCUAAGAGUCUCUUCUUGUAAAGUUACUGUGGUCGAUAGUGCGACAAGAGCUUUACAGUAUCUUGGCUUAGAUGGAGAGAAUGGUUCAGUUGGAUUUGAGGAUCUGAAGAUUAAUUUGAUAAUGACGGAUUACUCUAUGCCCGGAAUGACUGGAUAUGAACUACUCAAGAAGAUCAAAGAAUCAUCAAUUUUCAGAGAAAUACCAGUGGUGAUUAUGUCGUCAGAGAACAUCUUGCCUCGGAUCGACAGAUGUCUUGAAGAAGGGGCUGAAGAUUUCUUAUUGAAGCCUGUGAAAUUGGCUGAUGUGAAGAGAUUAAGAGAUUCUUUAAUGAAAGCUGAGGAAAGAGCUUUUAAGAAUAUGAUGCACAAGAGAGAGCUAGAAGUUAAUGAUAUAUACUCGCAGCUUAAACGCGCAAAGAUCUGAGUUUAUCAUAGUCCACAUGAUAUCAUCUUUAUAAGCUCAAGGAUUCAUACACACACUUAAGCUUGUCCCUGAUUCUUUCGGCUUACAAUUUUUGACACAUCACAGCUUCUUUAGCUGAGAGAAUGAGGACGACUGAGAAGAGUAACACAGAUGGGGUUUUCACAAAAUAGAUAUGUAAAUUGUAGACUGGGGGGGAUUCAUUAGAGAGGAAGAGAUACUUUUUUUUUUCUUUACAUAUGACUAUGAGAUAUGUAAAAUGGUGUUGUUAUUUUUGGAAGUUUAAUAGGAACGACUCUUCCUUUUUUCGUCUUCA